GGUUCUGGCACGCUCUGGGGCUCACAACACCGGCGGCGUGAGCGCGUGCGGAGUGGCGCGAGGAAGGAGGAGGAGGAGGAGAGGAAGAAGGAGAAGAAGAAGAAGAGAGCCGGGGCUCUCCUGUCAGCCUCCAUUCCCGGCCGAGGCGGCGCCGGGGGCAGGUCGAGGGGAUCCCGCGCUCGGCGCCCAGCCCGGCCCUCCCGGCUGCCCAGAGCGGGCUCUGCAGCAUGAGCAGCGGCGGCCGGAGAACUGCAGCGGGGACGGGGCUGGCGGCGCAGCGGCUCCUGUGGGCGGCGGCGACCCUUGGCUGCUUCUGGGGUUCGGCGGAGGCCCAGCUGACAGGAGUACUUGAUGACUGCUUAUGUGAUAUAGAGAGCAUUGAUGAAUUCAACAAUUUUAAGAUCUACCCCAAAAUACAGAAGCUUCAAGAACGGGACUAUUUCAGAUAUUACAAGGUUAAUCUGAAGAGACCAUGUCCCUUUUGGGCAGAUGAUGGCCAUUGCUCUAUCAGAGAUUGUCAUGUAGAGCCUUGUCCUGAGAGCAAGGUUCCAGUUGGAAUUAAAGCUGGAAGUGCUAACAAAGCCUUGCCUGCUGCUGCACAGAGAAUCCUGUAUUCAAAGAUAGCAAACCAUACCAAAGAAUUUGAAGACUGUGAACAAGCUAGCAAACUGGGGGCCAUUAAUAGUACAUUAAGCAACCAAAGUAAAGAGGCUUUCAUUGACUGGGCCCGAUAUGAUGAUUCACAGGAUCAUUUUUGUGAACUAGAUGAUGAGAGAUCUCCUGAUGCUCAGUAUGUGGAUUUGCUGCUGAAUCCAGAGCGCUAUACUGGAUACAAAGGGCCCUCUGCAUGGAGAGUAUGGAACAGUAUCUAUGAAGAAAAUUGCUUCAAACCACGAUCAGUGUAUCGUCCACUAAACCCUCUGGCACCAAGCAAGGGGGAGGAUGAUGGGGAAUCAUUCUAUACAUGGCUAGAAGGCCUUUGUCUUGAGAAACGUGUAUUUUAUAAGCUUAUAUCUGGACUUCAUGCUAGUAUCAAUUUGCAUCUUUGUGCAAAUUAUCUACUCGAAGAAACUUGGGGGAGACCUCGUUGGGACCACAAUGUUAAGGAAUUCACUCGUCGAUUUGCCCCUACUGAAACAAAAAGUGAAGGUCCAAGACGACUAAAAAAUUUAUAUUUCUUGUAUUUGGUGGAGCUACGUGCAUUGUCAAAAGUUGCAUCAUACUUUGAGCGUUCAAUUGUAGACCUUUACACUGGAAAUGCUCAAGAAGAUAUGGAGACAAAGUCUCUCCUGUUAGAAAUCUUCAGAGACACAAAGUCCUUUCCUAUGCACUUUGAUGAAAAGUCUAUGUUUGCUGGAGACAAAAAAGAGGCCAAAUCUUUAAAGGAAGAAUUCAGGCUACAUUUCAAGAACAUAUCCCGUAUCAUGGAUUGUGUUGGCUGUGAUAAAUGCAGGUUAUGGGGUAAAUUGCAGACUGAAGGAUUAGGAACUGCUUUGAAGAUCUUAUUUUCUGAAAAAGAAAUAAAAAACCUUCCUGAAAAUAGUCCAUCAAAAGGUUUUCAACUCACACGGCAAGAGAUAGUUGCUCUUCUAAAUGCAUUUGGAAGACUUUCUACAAGUAUACGAGAGCUGCAGAAUUUCAGAGUUUUAUUACAACAGACAAGUUAACGAAGGUUUUUUCUACUGCUAGAAGAGGUUGAUAAUUUGACACCAAGCAUAACAAAACAAUAUUUAUGCAAACUGUUCUAAAGGAGGAAAAAAUGUAAUACCAACUUGAAUAUUUAAAGUAGAAAAUCUUAGCCAUUGGACAAAGAUAUUUAGGAAUGAAAUACCUAACUUUAAACAUGUAAAUUAUGCUCUUCUUCCACUAUCUUACUUUUUGUACACUUCUUGUACCUUCAUUUGAAACAAAUGUUUAUUUUUUUUUUCUACUGAGGUUCUCUUGCUUUACAUUGAACUACAAAGUUUCAUUUAGACAUUCAUUCCAUUGACCAAAUGGAAAAAUAUUGACGUGUUGCCUAAAAACAGCUGGUGGUGAUAUUUUAAACAGUUAUAUUUAUUUGAAGGACCAGAUGCUGUUAAACAAAAUUUCUUUGAUGUGUUAUUAUAUACUUGAUUUGUUUAUAACAAUAAUAAAAAUGGCCAGUAAGGAUUUUACUAAUAUGAGCCCCUUGGUAUCCAGAGGAGACCUUUUUUUCCCCUUCUCUCCAUUCACCCUUUCCUUACCACACCACCCCUUUAAUUUUGUUGCUACCACAGUUGCCUGCCUUAUGAGGAGAGGAGACUGUAUUAACCUUACCCCAAAGUUCAUCAGUUCUUGUACAUGUCUGCUGAAGGGGCCAUUAGUGUUCAGUGCUGUUAACUUUACUGUUUUGCUGAUUCCUGCUCUUGGCUCUUUACAAUAUAGCCAAUUUUCUCUCUCUCUUUAUAUAGAACUAUGAACAUUUAAAAUAACCCCACUUCCAAAAAUAUCAGUUUCUGUGUAGCUCUGUCAUUCAAAUAAUAGGGGGAGAGUAAAAGCAAAAUGUAUCUCUCCCAGACACAACUUCUUUAAAAAGGGGCCCUUCAAAUUCAUUACUUCAUAUCUGCCUAUGCAAUUUCCAGUCAUACCUUUUUAAAAAAGAGAAAAGUAAAAUCUAUAGUAAAACGGGUAUUCUCUGCAUAAAUUUGAUCCUACCUAUGAAGGUGAAUCUAAUUUGUUCACAGAACAAUAGCAAACAAAUGGUUUUUAAAUUUUAAAUUUGCAGUAGGAAGAUUUCUAUAAAUUGUGAUGGAGCACCUUACUUAAAAAAUUGUCUGCAAUGUAAUAUUUGUAUUUAGUGAGGGAUGUUUGAAUACAGCAUGAAUGUCAAUGUUGGUACAGUAAACAGACUUUGUACAUAUGUUUUGCUUUGAAAAGUAAAACAAUCUUUACAAAAUGAAUUAAAAGUGCUCUUAAACCCUUUUAAUAGAA
This is a messenger RNA of Sceloporus undulatus (fence lizard), 2952 nucleotides long. RefSeq names its product endoplasmic reticulum oxidoreductase 1 beta (gene ERO1B). Gene Ontology annotation, cellular component: endoplasmic reticulum membrane; endoplasmic reticulum. NCBI's taxonomy places the organism in Eukaryota, Metazoa, Chordata, Lepidosauria, Squamata, Phrynosomatidae. The record is from RefSeq and is a predicted model, not a curated record. The coding region runs from base 228 to 1667 and encodes 479 amino acids. The transcript has 17 exons. Gene Ontology annotation, biological process: protein folding in endoplasmic reticulum. Gene Ontology annotation, molecular function: protein-disulfide reductase activity; thiol oxidase activity; FAD binding.